AUGAAACUUACUACAUUUGGUGGUGCUCGUGAUGAAGAUGUUCUACACUGGUUACAAGAUACUGAAUGUAUAUUUGAUAGCGUACAAUUACGACCAUUGAAUAAAUAUAUAGCCGUACAAUCGUAUUUAGUUGGUUUUGCUGCAAAAUGGUUUCGUUUUAACAAGAUGAAUAUUCCUGAUUGGUCUUCAUUUAAGAUUGCUAUUGCUCAAGCUUAUCAACCAUCAUUUAAUCGAACAUUAUCAGUAAUUGAACAACGAUCAAUAACCGUACAACAUGUUAAUUCCUCAUCCGUAUCACCCAAAACAACCCCAGAUUCCGGAUCAAAUUCAAAUAAACCUUCUCCACCAUCCUCGAAAAUUGAAAAAUCUUCAACACCUGAACGAAUAACAAAUGAUGAUCAACAAUUAACUAUUGUCGUUUUGCCUGAACCCUCAUCGCUUCAUCAAUUCGUACGUGAAAAUCUAACUGAAGAUUCAACUGUUGAUUAUAUACCAAAUACUUCGUCCCCGAUAAUUACAAUUACUCAAUCAACAUGUUCAUCUACAGUAGCCAUUGAUAAUCCUAUUACAUGCGAAGAUGAAUUACAAGAAAUACCAAAUGAUCAAGUUAAUUUAUAUUCGUCGAAUGAUCUUGGUGUAGUUCAUCGUGUACUUAGUCCGGUUCUGCAAUUAGUUAAAGUUAAUGUUCAUGGAAAGUAUAAUGAUACUAAUGUUGCUUUAUAUGUUACUCAUACUUUGAUUGAUCCAAAUAUAUUAGGAAUUGUUAUAACUCAUGUUCGUGAUCGUUUAUAG
Messenger RNA from Rotaria socialis, 792 nucleotides. The record is from the annotation of a GenBank genome assembly. Lineage: Eukaryota; Metazoa; Rotifera; Eurotatoria; Philodinida; Philodinidae.